AUGAAACCAACAAUCCUCCUCGCUGCCCUUGCGGUAUCGGGAGCUGCAGGCCAUACUAUUAUGCAGAAGAUAUCCGUCAAUGGUGCAGAUCAAGGCCAGCUUAAAGGCGUGAGAGCACCUGAUAGUGAUUCCCCGAUUAUGAAUGUGAACGAUGCAAACUUUGCUUGUAAUACAUGUAUCAAAUACAAGGACAACACUGUUAUCAACGUCCCGGCUGGUGCCAAGGUAGGGGGCUGGUGGGGCCACGUGAUUGGAGGCGCUCAGGGUUCAAACGACCCUGACAACCCAAUUGCUGCAAGUCACAAAGGUCCUGUUAUCUACUACCUUGCCAAAGUAGAUGAUGCAGCGACAACUGGUACCACUGGGCUGAAAUGGUUCAAGAUCGGCGAAGAAGGUCGUAGCAAUGGCAAUGCUGGUAGCAAUGGCCAAGCACAAUUCUACAUGGAAUGUGCCCAAAUCAACAUUACCGGAUCUGGAACGAAAAGUAGCACAAACACUGUUAGUUUCCCGGGAGCCUACAAAUCUAGUGAUCCUGGAAUCCUUAUCAACAUCUACAACAAUUCAGGACAGCCAAACGGUGGUGGCAGAGCAUACACUGUUCCCGGCCCUCAAGUCUUCACAUGUUGA
Molecule: messenger RNA, 627 nt
Organism: Glarea lozoyensis ATCC 20868
Lineage: Eukaryota; Fungi; Ascomycota; Leotiomycetes; Helotiales; Helotiaceae
Exons: 3
Coding region: 1-627 (208 amino acids)
Source: RefSeq, a predicted model, not a curated record